Molecule: messenger RNA, 3667 nt
Organism: Lentinula edodes (shiitake mushroom)
Lineage: Eukaryota; Fungi; Basidiomycota; Agaricomycetes; Agaricales; Omphalotaceae
Exons: 5
Coding region: 305-3445 (1046 amino acids)
Biological process (GO): iron ion transport; copper ion import; intracellular iron ion homeostasis
Cellular component (GO): plasma membrane
Molecular function (GO): ferric-chelate reductase activity
Source: RefSeq, a predicted model, not a curated record
UGACUUCGUAAAAGCUGUGACCGCCGGGUGUUGGUUGGCUCCAUUUGGCGUUUGCUGAUGAGUUUUGUUGAAACUUGACAAAUGGGUGAGCACCAUUGAGUUGACGUUGUCGUGUAUGAAAUUUGUGUGCGAUCGGAAAAAGAUAUACAUAGGCAUGUAGUCGAAAAGUAUUAGCUGCGGUGUCGCUUGAUAUCACGGCGUUUGCGGUAUAUCUUUUAGCUCGAGGUCGAUCCAGGCCUAUUAUUGCACUUUCAUCACUUUCAUCACUCUCUACGAAAUUACAUGUAGCAAAAGGUGGCAGACUAUGUUCAGUACCCAUGCUGCCCGCACUACUUCUGCUUUGACACCGGAUCCUUCAAUUCCAGCUUACACCGACGAUUUAGAAUGGGUUACCGCAUAUCUGGUCGCUCAUAUGAUGAGCGAUAACUCGAAGGUCUACACAUAUCUUCUCUGGAUAUGCGUCGGUUUUGUCUUAUUGGUCUUCACCCUCUUCCAUCUGAGUGGUAACAGAGGCGGUUUUGUAGCUGCCGCUUGGAGUAAAUGGGCUUUGCGAAGAAGAACUUGGAGAGGUGCCUCUGUCUUGGAACGUGCUAGACGGACAGGAAAAAACAUUCAACCAGUUAUUCUUCCUCCAAAUUCACAGAUCCUUUGUCUCGUUGCCCUUCCUAUAAUCGCAUUCUUAUUGGCUUUUGUCGGCCCGGACUACCUUUCCCCGAAACUAUUCGACUUGGACUCCCCCAAUUUAGCUACAAGAGGUACAGGCUACGAUGCAUCGUUAUUCUACCAGUACCAACCUCAAUACACGAUAAACAAAGCUUGGUGGACCUCUGGAGGGAGGACAGGACUUAUUGCUUUCGCGCUUUUACCGCUAUGUGUACUCUUUGCGUUGAAAGCUCCGCCAUUUGCCAUAUUUGCUAUCUCAUUCACCACUCAGGUGUAUUUCGACAAGCUCGCUUGGCUACAUCGGUGGUCUGGCAGGCUGAUUUGGCUAAUCACCUUGCUGCAUGUGCUAUUGUGGAGUGCACAGUUGUUACGUGAUCAUCGCCCGAGUACUGGAAAGAUUGGAUAUACGUAUGCGUGGCAGUACGAAAAGUUUAUCUAUGGCUGGCUAGCAUUUGGUCUUUUGACCCUCUUAAUCUUCGUCUCAUCGCGUUUUAUCAGAAAGGCGCAUUAUGAAAUAUUCUAUAUCUCGCAUAUCGUCCUUGUUCCCCUCACACUGGUCAUGUCAGCAUUGCAUCACCCUCCCGUAGGAUUUUGGUGCUACCUCACAUUAGGUAUCUGGGCGGCAGAACGCGUAUGGCGUGGUACUUGGUGGUUGCAAAUGAACGGCUUCUUUGGAAAGGAGAACACUGCACCUGUUGUUUCCCAGUCUACUGCCCCCGCAGAUCCCGAAACUCAGGCUCUGCGACCAUGGCGCUAUUCGACGAGCUCCUCAAUAUAUCCUCCUUCGUCGCCCUACCUUGAUUCUAGAUUCUCGACAUAUGCCGACGGGAACCUGCUUGCGCCUGCAUCUGCCAUUGGGUACUCUCCACCACCUGGAUUUGCUCAUGCCGAGCUCCUCUCCGGUGCUACCGUUCGCCUUACAUACAUUACACCCGGUUUUUUGUCCUGGGCUCCUGGCCAACAUUUUCUCAUCAAUGUUCCAUCUGUCUCUCGAUUUCUUACGCACCCCUUCACCACCGCUUCAAUCUGCGAUGAACAAGCUGCUUCAGUAGCCGGACGUGCAAUCGUCUUUCUUGUUCGUUGUCGAAAUGGAUGGACGAGAGACCUGUGGAACCACGUCGCUAAUAUGGUCAGCCACAAUCAGCAGCACAUACAAGGGGAGAAACUACCAAGUAGCACCAUUAUGCCAUCAACCGGUGUACUGUUAAAGAUGUAUGUAGAUGGACCUUUUGGCAGUGCAGUGCGUGCAAGAUGGGGGGAACAUUCGACUGUUGUCAUUUUUGUAGCCGGAUCAGGUGUUAGUUUUGGACUGUCUAUAUUGGAAUAUGUUUGUCUAUGUCUGGCUGGUCGAGAUGGGAGGUAUCUUGGUGGGCGUCCGGGAGGUUGGGCUUCCAAAGGAUUCAACACCCGUCGUGUGAAAUUCGUUUGGAUGAUACGCGAAUUUGCACAUAUACAAUGGUGCGCUUCUAUCCUACGGAGGUGUAUGGCCAUGAUUCCCUCGCCUGGAUUGGACGUUGAUAUAUUCGUGACAAAUUUCAAACCACUGCUUGCGAAGAACGUACCUCCACCACCAAAUGGUUCUGACCCCGGUCUCUUGGCCCCAACCCCCACCUACGCGCGCUCUAAAAGAAUUUCGUCCGAAGAAUCGACUCUCUAUGAUAGCGAUGGCGCUGAUAAUAAUUUCGUCGACUUCAAUUACUACACAGAUGCAUUCGGAGACGAAGAAAAUGACAUCAGUUCUAUUCCUCUUUCCGAGAGAGAGGACUAUACCCUCAACUUGACCAACUUCGAAGGUGACAAUGACGAUUCUCUUCCCGGCGAACGACAGCUCAACAGGAAGGUGCAAAAGCAAGGCAAAAAACUACGCGCAAAGUCCAGAAAGCUCUCACAGAUUCUCAAUCUCACACAGGAUGGCGAUCGGGGGGUGAUGCUGAACGGAAUGAAUGAUCCGAACAAACAAGUCCACGGUCAUGGGCACUCGAGUGGUUUAGAUUCUGACCCCAAUACGCUUGCUUUUCUGCGUGACUCCAAUGAAUCCGACGACGAAUCAGUCGACCUCGGGAUGAGAUCUGUCGCACUAUACUCACCAACAGAGUACCCGCCACGUUUGAUCGGUCCCGGUAGCCCAAACUCCUCGCGUUCGUCUUCCCCUCUGCCUUUCGUACCCGAAGACGCUUCUACUUCUACACUUACCUUUCCCGAUCGAUCUUCUUCUGCGUUUCAUCUAUCACACGGUUCACGAGCUACUUCCCCUCCCACCUCUCCCAAGAGCAGACCGCUAUCCUCAUCAUAUCCCUCGUCAAGCCGGCCAAAUUCACCGCCCCUCCAAUCAGCGCAUGCACCCAUCAAGUCCUCUCCCCUCGUCAACCUACGUCCACUCAAUACAUCUGACUUGGAUGUUGACGUCUCUGCGAGCUCCAUACGACAUUCCCAGCCCUUUUCUGCUAUUUCCGGUGCUAUGUCGGACAUGUACACUGAUGAUACACACCUUUCGCCCUCCUCUCAACAUCGAGCUCGGCCUCGACUGAUUGUGGAAGGCCAGGAAAUGCGGGAUGUGUCUGCUGUUUCGGUGAAAGUCAGGCCGGGUAAGCCAAGACUUGAUCGGAUAUUGCGUGAAGAAGUCGAGACAGCAAGAGGGUCCGUCGUUGUCGCAUGUUGUGGCCCCUCCUCUUUCAACGCCAUGGUGAGAAAAGCUAUUGCAUUUGAAAUCAGUCCCGCCCGUAUCCGACGAGGUGACCGUCGAGGUCACAUCGAGUUGGUGUCGGAAGAGUUCGAAUUUUAAUUAUUGCUCAAAUAUUCAUUGGACUUAUCCGUUGGUUACGAUUUCGCUGAAGGACAAUUUUGACCGGGAGCUCAGCGAGUACGAUAUGCUUUAGACAAAUUUUACUUACCUAUAAUUGCCCUCCAUGAAUUCCAUUGUAUCGUAACACUUGCAGUUAAUAAACUGAGGACAAGUAGACCACUCCCUCAGGUCGCUCGAGAUUAGGGUUUUUUGCACGUGCUC